AUGACGUAUGUGUUCCGAAAAGACGAAGAAGAAGAAGAAGCUGAAGCUGUUUCCAUGAGUCCGGCUCUGAAACACCUGCUGCUCUGUUGCUGCUUCUGUGGCGUCAGACUGAUGAAGUGACCGCUGCUGCACACACACCCUCCUCCUACUCAGACAUCACCACCAGUCAGCUGACACAGGUGGAGGAUGCUGCCCUGGACCCCUGACAGCGACAGCAAAAAAAGACCUGAAGAAGAAAAACAACAAGAGGAUGAAGAGGAGUCGGACAUGACCACAUCUAAGGACGACCCCGCCAGCCAAUCAGAUGCUGCGGUUAAGCCUCAGGACGGCAGCUCGGACUCUGGGGAGGAGGCAGCCGUGGUGCUGUCAAACAGGGAGGUGUUACCAUGGCAACAGAAGGAGGAAGAGCGCGACGAAGCAGAGACACAGGCGGUGGCUUCAUCGCCCGACGGACGAUUCCUCAAGUUCAACAUCGAGAUCGGACGAGGAUCCUUUAAGGCGGUCUACAAAGGACUCGACACCGAGACCACGGUGGAGGUGGCCUGGUGUGAGCUGCAGACUCACCGUCUGAACAAGGCUGAACGUCAGCGCUUCAACGAGGAGGUGGAGAUGCUGAAAGCUCUGCAGCAUCCCAACAUCGUCCGAUUCUACGACUCUUGGAAGUCGACGCUGAAAGGACACAAAUGCACCAUCCUGGUGACGGAGCUCAUGACGUCCGGGACCCUCAAGACGUACCUGCGCAGGUUCCGUCAGAUGAAACUGAAGCUGCUGCAGCGUUGGAGCCUCCAGAUCCUGAAGGGGCUUCACUUCCUGCACUCACGCUGCCCCCCGAUCAUUCACCGAGACCUCAAGUGUGACAACAUCUUCAUCACUGGGCCCACGGCCUCCGUCAAGAUCGGAGACCUGGGUCUCGCCACGCUCAAGAAGGCCUCGUUCGCUAAGAGUGUGAUUGGAACUCCAGAGUUCAUGGCUCCAGAGAUGUAUGAGGAGAAGUACGACGAGGCUGUGGACAUUUACGCCUUCGGCAUGUGCAUCCUGGAGAUGGCGACCUCCGAGUAUCCAUACUCUGAGUGUCAGAAUGCUGCCCAGAUCUACCGCAAGGUCACAAGUGGAAUCAAACCAGAGAGUUUUUCCAAAGUGACCAUCCCGGAGCUGAGGGAGAUCAUUGAGGGCUGCAUCCGAACCAAGAGCAGCGAGAGGUUCACAGUUCAGGACCUGCUGGAUCACCGGUUCUUCCAGGAGAAGCUUGGCGUCCACGUGGAACUGGCAGAAGAAGACGACGGUUCGAAGACGUCGCUGAAACUCUGGCUGCGGAUGGAUGACAACAAGAAGCUUCGUGGCAAAUAUAAAGACCACAACGCCAUAGAGUUCGUGUUCGAGCUGUACAAGGACGUCCCCGAGGAGGUGGCUCAGGAGAUGGUGGUGCUGGGGUUCGUGUGCGAGGCAGACUAUAAGGUGAUUGCCAAGGCGAUCAGAUACCGGGUGACGGCCAUAAAGCGCCAGCGGGAGAAACGGCGCCACCUGGAGGAGGAAAAGCUCAAACACCAGAAAGAAGUGAUUGAAGAGGAGGUUGACCCCCAGUCACCUGAAACGUCCAUUCAGAAACCAGCCACAAACACAACUGAUGGGAAGCAGGAUUCAGCCGCCACACCUGCCUUUAAAAAAGCCCCUAGCAUCACAAGUAUGACAUCGUUGGUUAUGUCGUCGAGCAGCAGUCUGGUGGAUUCUGGGAUCAGCGGCGUGUCCAGCAGGAUGGGAGGAGACGGCGACGAGGACGGCGAUAAAACUCUCAGACAUGCGUCGUGCUCGUCAGCUACCUCCGACUGUGAGACAGACUUCUCCUUCAGUUCCUGGGGUGUUGAAGCUCCGCCUCCUCCAGUCAAAAACCCUGCACCUCCACCAAUGGUCCAGGAAACCCCUCGACCUGAGGCUCCUCCCCCUGUGACCCGGCUCCCAUCCAAAGCCAAACCUCCGCCCCUCCCCGUGUUGCGUUUCCCAAAGAGCAUUGCUGUGUCCCACAGUGCCGAGCAAACAUCACAUGGAUCAGUCUGCGGCUUCUCCUCACCUGUGGACAGCUACGCCUCUGACGUGACCUCAGGUUUGAGUGAUGGCACUGACGGCCAAUCAGAGAAGAGCACUCAGGACAUCGCAAAAAGAGCGGCUGUGAAACAGUUCAGGAGGAGAGCGCGAGCUCGUCUGAGAAUCACAGGGGUGUCAGACAUGGUGGACCGAGUGGUGGAGUGUCAGCUGCAGACUCACGACGGUAAGAUGGUGACGUUUAAGUUCGACCUGGAUGGAGACAAUCCAGAAGACAUUGCAUCAGUGAUGCUCCACAGAGACUUCAUCCUGCCAUCAGAGCGGGACGGAUUCAUAGUUCGCAUGUAUGAGAUCAUCAAGAGGGCGGAGUCAGUGAUGCAUCAUCGUCCACAGGCAGACUCUGAUAGGCUGUCCCGCCUGAACACCUCCACGCUGCCUGGAAGUGCGAUGAACCUGUCAGCAGGCGGCCUCUCCAGAACUCUGUCCUCCUCCUCAUUAACCGAUAUCGACAGCGUUGAACCCCCUCCUUUAAAAGGAGCCGACUUCUCCAUUGACCCUGAAGCCACGCCCCCUGUCAGAUCACUGAGGUCACAGUCUUUUCACACGUCUUCAGCUUCCUCAUAUCAGCCCCCCAUUUACCCCCUCAGUUACCCCCAUGUGGACUCCACUGCACCACACCCAUCUCCUGGUCCCCAGUAUCACCUCCCAACUCACCCCUACUACACCUACACUGCCUCCCCCCCACCCAGAGCCCCGCCCCAAGCCUCCACAGAGUCCAAAGUAACCCUUUGCUCCACACCCCCUCCUCUUCCUCAGCUCCUCUUCCUCAGUGGGCUUCACCUGAGCAGUCUCUCUUCUCUCUGGCCAACGUGCUCUCUCUGGCUAAGCCCCAAACCAGGGCUUUCAACCCCGCCCUCCAUUUACCACCCCCCAGGCCACACAGUCUCCUCCACUAUCUCCAUCCUUUGGACCCCAGCUCCACCAUCCAAGCCACACACCCUUUUCCCCUCCUUUCUUCCCCCACCAGCCUAUCCCCCACCCGCACCACAGACGAACUCUGCCUCAGACAGCCAGCAGGUGGUGGCACCGCCCAGUCGGAUCCCAGACUCACCUCAGAUAGAGAAGGAGCAAGGACAGUCUCACACUCCAGUCCAGCAGAAGCUCAGCUCAGCUCCGCCCCUUCACGGUUCAGUGACUGCCUCUGCUCCCAGCUCGACCAGUGCUCCCAGUCACAGAGGAGAGCUCCGUCACUCGUCCCCUCCUCAGUCGACUCUGAACAAAAAACUCUCCCCGCCUGAUUCUCCUUCACCCAGACUGUCCCCCAUACACGAAGCAGAGAAACCUUCUGCUUUCAGCGUUGGUCGUUUCCAGGUCACGCCCUCUAAACAUGGUCAGGCUGCCCACCAGCAGGAGCAACGAGCCAUCAGUCAGGCCACGCCCACGGCUCACUCCCCGCCUCCUCCCAGGAAGAACCAAUCAGAGAGUGACACAGAAAGCAGCACAGAAAGCAGCGGAUCAGAGAGCAGCAUCAGCACGGUGACCCUCGCCCCAGUUAUUAACAAGAACGCCAACCCGGGAGGUCAGGAGGAGAGGAGGAGCAGAGAGGAGGAGGGCAGCCAGAAAAGGAGGGAGGAGGAGGAGGAGAGGAAGAGGAGAAGAGGCCGCAGGCUGAACGUCAGUCAGUGGGAGGGGACAGCCGGCAGCUUCAGCCAGUCUUGGAGUCGCUCUGCAACCUACAGCUCCGACGAGUCUGACAGUGAGAACGGAGAGAUGUGGGAGGAGCUACAGGAACUACGGGAAAGACACCUGAUGGAGGUGCAGAACCUGCAGGUCAGCCAGAAGCAAGAGAUCGAAGAGCUGUACCGGCAGAAGGGGAAAGUCCCGCCCCCUGGAAUCGUUCCUCCCGCAGCCAUGUUGAACAGCCGGCAGCGGCGCCUCUCCAUGUCUGGAAACAAUCCCUCCUCUCGCAGGCUGGAUAUGCUGCCCCCUGCAGGUAUCAUGAGGAGGACCUCAAUCAGCAGCAGCAGCAGUGGAUCUCAGGACAGAGCAGGGAAAGGCGUGACCUUUGCCCCCGAGCACAGCUGCAUGUGAGUGAGGAGCUGCUGAAGAUGAGAAGAUGAUCACGGUGAUGAUGAAGAGUAAUCCGCAGUGGAAUACUUUAAUGUCUCGUAGUUUGAAGUGAAUGUCUCAGCACUUUAGGAAGAAAAGCUGAACAUCAGAGGUCAGAGGUCAUCAGACAACGAGCUGCAGCCGUUCAGCUUUAAAGAGGAGACAGAAGAAGAAGAGGGUCAAAUGAUGAACUGCACCGACAAACAUGAGAUUAUAGAAUCUGCUGAAAACCUUUAAAACUUUAUGAUUUUUGUUGUGAUGAGUGUGGAAACUUUUCUGACCUUCACUGCUGCUCGUGUAGUCGCAGGACACGAGCCCGAGCACGGUCUGUGUUUCUGGACGACCAUGUGCUUUAUUUAUCGUCAUGUACAGAUGAACCAGUGUGAGACGCCUUCUCCGAGAUUAAACACGUGGACACAUGAAGAGAUGAAAUCAUGAAUUUUAACAGUUUUGGUUUUUUGCUCCAAAGUUUGUAAAGUCCAGUUGUUCCUCCUCAUGUUUGUCUUAAAUAAAGUUCCUUGUCUGUUGA
This is a messenger RNA of Oreochromis niloticus (Nile tilapia), 4675 nucleotides long. RefSeq names its product serine/threonine-protein kinase WNK4. Gene Ontology annotation, molecular function: ATP binding; protein serine/threonine kinase activity. Bases 187 to 4128 code for a protein of 1313 amino acids. Gene Ontology annotation, biological process: protein phosphorylation. The record is from RefSeq and is a predicted model, not a curated record. Lineage: Eukaryota; Metazoa; Chordata; Actinopteri; Cichliformes; Cichlidae. The transcript is spliced from 25 exons.